AUGUGGGUCAAUGUGGAAAGAUUCAAAAGACGAAGAAAAAGAAAUGAGAAAAGAGGCGAGAAAGUUUUUCAUCAUGCGGGAGAAGUUUGGAAUGGGGGGAGAAGCGCCAGCCGACUGACAGCGUCAAAUUACGGCGAACGUAGAGAAUGA
Caenorhabditis briggsae is the source of this 150-nucleotide messenger RNA. Bases 1 to 150 code for a protein of 49 amino acids. Lineage: Eukaryota; Metazoa; Nematoda; Chromadorea; Rhabditida; Rhabditidae. The record is from RefSeq and is a predicted model, not a curated record. The transcript has 3 exons.